UAAUGGAUUCAACUAUCUAGGAGAUGAUGGAAGAUAAAUCUAUGAGUUUUAAGUUCUUGUUGGCAGUACAAUAGCAUAAAUACGAAGAAGCUUAUUAAAUUGGCAAAGAAAGUACAUUCAUUUGUCACUGUAGUUUUGAAGGCCAAUCCAUCUGAUAAGAGCGUGAAUCGAUUUAUGUUAUUUUUGCAGUCAAAUAUGGGAUAUCGUAAGACAUACACUUAAAUUUUAUGUCGAUGGAUUGUUUGAUUUCGAAGAGGAAGAAGAAGAGGAGGAAGAAUUUGAAUGUGAAGAAGAAGAAGCUGAAGAAGAUGAACUUGAUAAUGCUGAUGAAUAAGAAGAAGAAGAGGAGGAAUAUGAAGAAUAUGAGGAAGGUGAUCAAAUAUAAUAAGAGGAUGACUCUGAGUAUGAAUGGGUUUAUGAGGAUGAAGAAGUGGCUGAAGGAUUUGAUGAAGGAGAAAAUACAGAUGAAGAAAAGAAUUUUGUUUAAGAAGACACUAAUGAAGGAGAUAUAAGUUUAAGUAUGGACAAAAAGAUUUAUGAGAAAAAACAAACAUAAUAAUAAUAAUAAUAAUAAAGUUCAAAAAGAGUAGUUUAAUAAAUUAAACCUAAAUCAUCUAUUCCUAAUGGAAUACCUACUUUACCUAAAGUAAUUAUUUAUCAUUAUUAUCUUUAUUAGAUCCAAAAUAAAUAAAGACCAAAUUCUUAAUCCAAAUAACAAAUUUAAAAACCUCAACCAUUAUAAUAAAAUUUAAUUAAAUAAGCAGCAGUUAAUUGUAUAGAUUUAUUAUUAUUUUUCUUUAGAACUUCGUUUUCCAAGUAGUAUGGCAAAAAAAAAGUGA
Molecule: messenger RNA, 839 nt
Organism: Paramecium pentaurelia
Lineage: Eukaryota; Ciliophora; Oligohymenophorea; Peniculida; Parameciidae
Source: the annotation of a GenBank genome assembly